UAAGUUAAAAUGUGAUACAGAUCCCUGUAGUGUUGCUGUGCGACCUUAAUUCGCCCUUGUCAUUCCCCGUAGGUCAAAUUUUGACACUUUCGUUUGCACCGGCUACUAGAUAGCAGGGAAAAUUUGUUUUGUGUUAAAAUCUUGUAACAAUUAUUGUGCAUUUUCGGCCACCAUGCCUAUGAAAACAAUUUUCGCCCGCCAAAUCUUCGACUCUCGUGGCAACCCCACGGUCGAGGUCGACUUGAUCACCGACUUGGGUCUCUUCCGCGCCGCUGUCCCAUCUGGGGCCAGCACCGGCGUCCAUGAAGCGCUGGAACUGCGCGAUAACGACAAAGCCAACUACCACGGCAAGUCCGUACAAAAAGCCAUCAACAACGUCAACACCAUAAUCGCCCCCGAACUGAUCAAAUCCAACCUGGAGGUGACCCAACAGACUGAAAUCGACGAUCUUAUGCUCAAACUGGACGGAACUGAGAACAAGUCCAAGCUGGGGGCGAACGCCAUCCUUGGCGUGUCUCUCGCCGUGGCCAAGGCCGGUGCCGCGAAAAAGGGCGUUCCUUUGUACAAACACUUGGCCGAUUUGGCCGGGAAUAAAAACAUAAUCCUGCCGGUUCCGGCGUUUAAUGUGAUAAAUGGGGGCUCCCAUGCCGGGAACAAGCUGGCGAUGCAGGAGUUUAUGAUUUUGCCGACGGGGGCGAAGUCGUUCACUGAGGCUAUGAAGAUGGGGAGCGAGGUCUACCACCACUUGAAGAACGUGAUCAAGGCGCAGUUCGGGCUGGACGCCACUGCCGUGGGGGAUGAGGGCGGUUUCGCCCCCAACAUCCAGAACAACGAAGACGCGCUUAAUUUGAUCAUCGAAGCGAUUAAAAAAGCCGGUUAUGAGGGAAAAAUCGACAUUGGUAUGGAUAUAGCCGCCUCUGAGUUUUACAAAGACGGGCAGUACGAUUUGGACUUCAAAAACCCCAAGUCAGACAAGAGCAAAUGGAUUUCGGGGGAAAAACUCCUCGAGAUGUACAAAGGUUUCAUCAAGAAAUUCCCGGUGGUGUCCAUUGAGGAUCCCUUCGACCAAGACGACUGGAGCUCCUGGUCGGCCAUCACCUCCUCGACUGACAUCCAGAUCGUCGGGGAUGACUUGACGGUGACCAACCCCAAGCGCAUUCAAACUGCCGUUGAGAAGAAGGCGUGCAAUUGCCUCUUGCUUAAAGUUAACCAAAUCGGUUCGGUUACUGAGUCGAUUAAAGCGCACCUUUUGGCCAAGUCCAACGGUUGGGGGACGAUGGUCUCGCACAGGUCUGGCGAGACUGAAGAUACCUUCAUUGCCGACUUAGUUGUGGGGCUGUCGACGGGGCAAAUCAAGACAGGGGCCCCUUGCCGGUCCGAACGUUUGGCCAAGUAUAACCAGAUCUUGAGGAUUGAGGAGGAGUUGGGAGCCAAUGCCAAAUAUGCAGGGAAGGCCUUCCGCAAGCCACAGUAAUUUAACUUUAGUAGAGAUGUAAGCUCAUAGAUGUAUCAUGUAUGAUUGUAAUCUGUGUAUGAAAUGAACAAUAAAUUUUCAAAUAGCAAAGUA
This is a messenger RNA of Tribolium castaneum (red flour beetle), 1567 nucleotides long. Its product is annotated as enolase. The record is from RefSeq and is a predicted model, not a curated record. Gene Ontology annotation, biological process: glycolytic process. Gene Ontology annotation, molecular function: phosphopyruvate hydratase activity; magnesium ion binding. The coding region runs from base 173 to 1474 and encodes 433 amino acids. The transcript has 2 exons. Gene Ontology annotation, cellular component: phosphopyruvate hydratase complex. Lineage: Eukaryota; Metazoa; Arthropoda; Insecta; Coleoptera; Tenebrionidae.